Anopheles nili is the source of this 1290-nucleotide messenger RNA. Its product is annotated as saccharopine dehydrogenase-like oxidoreductase. Gene Ontology annotation, cellular component: lipid droplet; mitochondrion; plasma membrane. The coding region runs from base 1 to 1290 and encodes 429 amino acids. Gene Ontology annotation, biological process: glycolipid biosynthetic process. The record is from RefSeq and is a predicted model, not a curated record. The transcript has 4 exons. Lineage: Eukaryota; Metazoa; Arthropoda; Insecta; Diptera; Culicidae.
AUGGAACAAAACGAGGAAAAGUUAGACAUUGUAAUCUUUGGUGCAAGUGGAUUCACCGGCAAGUACACCAUCUUUGAAGGAAUCAAAUUGCUGGAAGGACUGCGCUGGGGUAUUGCUGGACGCAGUCAGGAGAAGCUUCGUGAAACUCUAGCUGAGGUCGGAAAAAAGGCCAACAAGGACCUUUCCAAAAUAACGAUACUGACAGCCGAUCUGAAGGAUACCGAAUCACUGACACAGCUUGCCAAACGGUGCAAGGUGCUGAUCAAUUGCUGUGGCCCAUAUCGCCUCUACGGUGAGGCAGUUGUACGGGCUUGUAUUGAGGCUGGAACACACCACGUGGACGUAAGCGGUGAGGCACAGUAUAUGGAGCGCAUGCAGCUUGAGUACCAUCAACAGGCGCAGGAACGCGGUGUAUACGUCGUGUCUGCGUGUGGCUUCGAUUCAAUUCCGGCCGACAUGGGCACGGUGUUUCUGGAACGCGAGUUCGACGGUGUUCUCAAUUCGGCAGAAUCCUAUCUACAGCUGACGUCAAAAAUUCCAUACAACGGUGGCGCAGUGCUACACUAUGGAACCUGGGAAUCUGCUGUCCACGAAGUGGCAACCGAGAAAGACCUCCGCUCGUUGCGUUCCAAGCUUUUUAAAACUCCUCUGCCAAAAUUACUGCCGCAGCUUAAGAAUCGAAUGCCAUUGCACAAGACAGACAUGAUAAAUGGCUGGUGGGCGGUACCGUUUCCCGGCGCAGAUAGUGCGGUCGUUAUGCGGUCUCAGCGGCACUUUUAUGAUGUGGAACAAAAACGUCCCGUACAAAUGAAGACUUACAUCGCGUUUGCGUCCUUGCUACGAAUUUUUGGCAUUGGAUUUGUUGCCAGCAUAUUCGCUAUCCUGUGCCGGUUCAAGAUAGGCCGAAAAUGGCUGCUGAAGCACCCGAAAUUUUUCACUUUCGGAUAUUGUUCUCACGAGGGUCCAUCUGAAAGACUGAUGGAAAAUGCUCAGUUCACCAUGCACUUCAGGGGUCUGGGUUGGGAUAAAACAGAAAAGAUGCUGCAUCCAAACGAUCAGUUCAAGAGUUUGCCUCGAAAGGAAAUUAUUGCUAAAGUUUCCGGAACCAAUCCUGGAUAUGGAGCAACCUGUGUUUCGUUGAUUGUUGCGGCCGUUACCAUACUGCGAGAAAGCGAUAAAAUGCCAGGAUCAGGGGGUGUUUAUCCGCCUGGUGCCGCGUACGCCAAGACGAGUUUUAUCGAACAGCUGUGCGAAAAUGGAUUCAAGUUCGAAGUAGUAAGAGUAAAGUAA